UAGAUCUAGACCCUAGUGGUUACUUCUACAAACAUCUUCAGAUGCUCAACUUGCUUCGCUCCGAACUAAACUUGAAGACGGUCGAUAAAAAAAAACACGGAACUGACUGUAAAAUUGGCGUGAGAAAAACCUGGCAACAUCGCUCUUUGUCUCGCAGACGGCAGUACAAACGAGUUCACCAUGGAGGCAAACGGCAAACCUUGGAUCUACAACGUACCUACUCCAGCUUGGUUUCACAGCUGGGGCCUGGACUAUGAGGGCAACCUACGACGUGGCGACGAACUAACCACCCGGAAACAUGUAACUCUACUCGAACGUUUACCGGAGUCACGCCCCCUCUGGGAAGUCCGCAAUGAAAUGCAGAAGGGCGACCCACCCGCCCCUGAGGCUCGUAUAGUACUGGACGUGGAGGACCCCACAUUUCACGGGGGUUGUUGGCAGACCCAGAAAGAAAGCCAGAACAUUGGGCUGUUUGCUGACCCCCUCAGACAUCCCACCUGCAAGCUGCGCUCCUGGCCUAAAAACUACAGCUUUGUCUGAGGGAACAUCUACAGCUUUGUCUGAGGGAACAUCUACAGCUUUGUCUGGGGGAACAUCUACAGCUUUGUCUGAGGGAACAUCUACAGCUUUGUCUGGGGGAACAUCUACAGCUUUGUCUGAGGGAACAUCUACAGCUUUGUCUGAGGGAACAUCUAAAACUAUGGCUUUUUCUGAAGGAACAUCUGAAGCUUUAGCUUAGCCUUGGGGAACAUCUAAAUCCUCUUAUAAGGGAACAUCUAAAACUAUAGCUUAGCCUGAAGGAACAUCGGAAGCCAAGGGAACAUCUAAAACUAUAGCUUAGCCUGAACGAAUGUGAUUGUUCCUAGCAAUUGAAGGCGUGCUUGUGUGUCAUC
Physella acuta is the source of this 893-nucleotide messenger RNA. RefSeq lists its product as uncharacterized. The record is from RefSeq and is a predicted model, not a curated record. Lineage: Eukaryota; Metazoa; Mollusca; Gastropoda; Physidae.